GCUGGAGUAGUUGUUUAUGAUGGGCCCGGUUUUAUCCCUGUUAAUCAUUUCCUUCGUUCUUUUGGAGUUGUUUCAGAACAGGGUUUACCUUAAGAGACCUCAUUAGUAAAGGCUAUGUGGAUUAUGUCACCCGUUAAUGGGGUGUUUACUUGAACGUUAGUAGCAUGAUGACCUGUGUCAUACUGAGACCAUCCACAGGCUGUCAUAGGUAGUUAGGCUGAAGAGGGCUAUUUGUGUCACUUGUGUGAGCUUGCCAAGGUGUGAUUUCUUUUUUUUAAGAGAAGCCCAAAAAGCAGUCGAGGACAUAGACUUGAUGUAGGGUUAAUGGUAGAAUUUGAAUUGUCUGAGCUGGAUUGCUUGAGUGAGGAGGUAAGUAUAUUCAACUAGAAUUCACGAAACUUUGGAGAGAAUAUGAGUCUACGGUCUUUAUUUCUCAUUAGUGUUAGCCACAGGCAACUUUACUGCUAGAAUUAAUCUUUGGACUGCUUUGGAAUACUGUUUGUGCCCCUGAAUUAGUAAAUGACAUAGCUGCAUGUAUCAGGAUUUCUAAAUCCUGCAUUUUGGGUAUUAGCACCAAAAAAAAAAAAUAAUCAUGCAGUAUGGAAAAAUUCUAGUUAUUUCCGGUAGUAAUUCUUUUUCCAAAUUAUCUAGAACACCACAGUAAUGUGAAAAUAGUGGAUGAGACUUUCAUUGAUAGGGGAUACAACUAGAAGCAAUUCUGUUUGGUCAUUGCCAUUCCAUAAGCCACAUGCGAUAAAACAUAGUUUUCGCUACAUCACCCAUCUGGUACAACGCUUGUUCCAGCAAGAACAGAUAGAAAUUUCAACCUGACAGAGGGCCAAUACAAAAACUUCCUAGAUCCUGUUUGUAGUAGGUGGCAGGAAACUGGGCUUUGCUUAGUUAUGAGAAUUUUAUAGCUGGUAUAGCAUAUCAUUGUGGUUGACUAGCAACUCUUGAUUGAAAUGCCCUGGAGGAAAAGGAGUAAGUGGAAAGGCUAGAUGCCUUUAAAAAUAACGUGGAUAGAUGGAGGAACUCUGUUAAACAUUCUUCUUCAGAGUACCUGUUAAAAAUGUUUGAUAUUGCAGUUUAUCCUUACUAACUUCCCUUUUUCUGUAAAUAUUUUUAGGAGCUUGUACGUCAGGGAGAGGUACUGAAGCGCACAGAACAAAUGGUAGACAAAAUGGACCAGGACUUGAAGACUAGUCAAAGACACAUAAAUAGCAUUAAGAGUGUUUUUGGAGGCUUGGUAAGCUACUUCAAACCCAAACCUCCAGACAGCAAGCCAGAGCAGAACGGAGCCCCUGAGUAUAAUGCUCACAGUAGAUUAAAAGAAGCAAUGAUGUCUAGCAAAGAGCAAGAGUCAAAAUACCAGGAAAGUCAUCCAAAUUUAAGGAGGCUAGAUAAUUCAGACAAUGAUUUCAGCAGAACAGAUUCAGUUUCUUCAGUGCAACGUGAUGCUUAUCCGAAGAAUCAACAUCUGCGAGCUUACCACCAGAAAAUUGAUAACAACUUGGAUGAGAUGUCUUCUGGGUUGAGUCGUCUGAAAAACCUAGCUCUCGGUCUGCAGACAGAAAUAGAGGAGCAGGAUGAUAUGCUUGAUCGGCUAACUAAAAAAGUAGAGACACUGGAUGUCAACAUUGCAAGCACUGAUAAAAAAGUCCGACAACUUUAAAGGGUUCGUAGAAAUUUUUACUUCAGCAUCAGGUCGUCUUGGCUGUCCUAUCUCAACAGAUCUCUCAGAAAAAAAAUCUUGGGCAACAUCUACUUUUCUUCUUGGUAUGUUGUUGAUUUUGUUGUCAUUAAAAUUGCAUAAUCUUAUAUGCAGCAUAAUAUCUUUACCUUAAGUUUUUUCCUAAUGUAAACAAGGUGGGAAAAGGGCAUGUUGAGUAAAAUCUUCAAGCACUUGGUAAAUGCUUUUGGGCUGGAUACCCUGCUCAGUUACAUUACUGUGUGUCGUGUAUAUGGAGGAAUUUGUAGUCCACAAUGCUUCAGUAUCUUUGGCCAGAGAGCUGUAAUGAGAAAAGUAACUACAUUUCCCCUCUGUUUUGGGGAGAGGGUGGAGGAAAACGGAAUGUGCUGCUUGGUUCAGAACAAAUGUUGCUAAUCUUGUUUACCUAGAGCUAGUCUAAAUUCUGAAAAAAUGCUGAUUUCCAGCUGUAAAAAUAGUUCUAUGUGACUGCCCUCUAGCAUUUCUGGGGAUUAAGGAACAAACUGUUCCAUGGAAGUUGUAAAAUAUCAAAGGUAUCAGGCAACAAUGAUAAUAUCCUGUACUUGUUCCCUUUCCUAGGAUGACUUUUCCCAAAUGGUGGAUCCAUAAACCAUGGUGUUUAUGACUGAGUCACAGAAUUUUCUCCUUUACAGUAUUUUCAGUAAAGAUCUGUGAGGGUAUUGUAUGGUGUGCAAGAAAUGUUGAUUGACAGUGACGCAAAAAGUUUGGGUAACAACAUCAGGAUUCAAACUUAUGUGUUCUAAAAGCUUCUUUCAUAUAUAUUGCCACCUUCUGCUUUUUCAUUUUCUGCUGUUUCUCAGCCUCCUCAGUUAGGUGGUUAUUUGAAGAAUAGCUUCUAGUUUAGAAAUGGGGAGUUGGACUGAUUUUGUAUGAACAGUUUGUAGGAGAUAGUUCCUUAAUUUAAUAUUUAUUUCAAACAAAGGUGAUUAGGGAGUGAGAUGCUAUAGUCUCUUAUUUAAUGUCAAUGUUUUUAGGAAACUUAGCUAUGAUUCACAUGUUUCAGCAUUGACUUUAGCAGGUACAAAAAGUUCCUGCAGAUGAUGAAAAGUUCAAAAAUGUUUUUGAGUCUUCCAGAUACAAGUUGGGCCUUUCCAAUUUUUUUUUUUUUUGUACACAUCACAGUAGGGACUUGUGUCGGUAUUGCAACACUCACUAUCACAAAUGACAAUGAGUGGCUAAGAAGUGAUAGUCACUUUGAGCUGGUGCCGUGUGCCUUAUAAAUGAAAGGAUGAUCUUGGGGUUAAGGAUUAUCAGGCUUGUAUCCUUUAGGAACGUGGCAUUCAGGCUCCUUUCUCCUUUCCUUUUUUAAGGGAUUCAUUACUUUGAGCUAACUUGCUGCAAAAUGUACCAGACUCUAAAACCAGACCUAAGAAAUCUUCAGCAUUUCUUCUUUUGCUAGGUCUCAUGAAAGUUCACUCGUAGAAAAAUAAAUCACUAAAGCCCAAGCUACGCUUGGGCAUUGUGUUAUGGAAAAAUAAUUAUUCCUGGGGUUACUAGCAAAGUAGAGUUGUGAAAGAGGUUUAAGGUGAGCCAAUGUUUCACCUUAUCUUACUGAUAUCAUUGAUUUCAGUCCCCGAAAAAAGCUGUGACUUGCAGCGACAUAAAAACUUAUGAAUUAUUGAGUAUCUUUAAUAGCUUUUCAAUUUUCACUAUGUCAUGUAUAUUCACUUGGAAGCUUGAAAAAGCCUAUUAAUAUCAAUAUAUUAUAUACUCUUGCGGGUGUAUACCGUGAUUAAUUCUCCCUUUCUCUGCCAGGAUAUUCAUGAAUGAUUUGAUUUGAUACCUCAAGAAGGCUGAUGCAUUUGUUUUGUAGAUAGAAGGGAUCGUUAGUUUUCAAAACUAUUGAGUACCUUAGUGAAGUUAGGUUGAAAUUUUGAUUGUACCUGUUCUGAUUUCUUAUUUGACUCUCCCCUUUUUAAUUAAAAAGAUGAAAAGAAUUUUUUUUUCCCCAGUGCUGAUUAACAGACAUAUUUGUGUUUUAAGAAGAGGGACUUUUAAGUUCUAUCCACAACAGAGAAUAUUAAAAAAAUUCCCUAAUAAUUAAUGACACUCCUUUUAGUUUGAAAUCUACCUUCAUCUUAAUGUAACUAUGUCACAACUUGACUCUCCAAAAUAAGACUUUGGUAGCUGGGAUGUAGGCUGACAUUUUCUCCACUGAGUUAACGGUUAACAGAUAAGACAUGUAGCUGGAAGAUCUAGUUCUGCUGUAUGUAAUAAAAAGAAACGUGCAGCUUGAAUCCAAGCACAAAUUUCACUUGGUUUAAGAGUGAAUAAGUCACUCUUUUGAUGUAAGCUCUUCCUUUUUUUGUUCUUUUUUCCCCCUAGUCUAAAUUACUUCACAAAAUGGACUCAGUUUUCUUGAUCAGCAGUUUAGUUAUAUCAGCCUUACUAGAAGUUUCCUGUAUCCUGGUUAGGUAUCUUUGAUGCUUUUAAAAAGCAGACAGGAAAGGGGAAUUUCAAAAAAAUCUCUUUUUCUGCUUUGAGUGCCUUGUCAUCUAAGCAGACUAGAAAACCAGGAACUCAGCCAUGUGGAAGUUAUACAAAGGUCUAACUUCUCAUCUCUUCUAACAAUCCCAUUCACUGUUUCAGUGAGUAGCACAUGCCUUUAUUUUCUCACUGCUUGGGCUUUCCUGCUCUAUUUAUUACUUUUGUCUAAUGGCCUUGUUUUAAAAGAUUACUUUGCAUAUUGGCUUUCUUUUGUGGGAAUAAUCAUUUAUGUCCAUACAGAAUCUUUAUCUGCUGCAAACUUAAUUCCCUUUCCUUUCUCAUUUUUCAUAAAAAUGCUUUAUACUUUCUGCUGCUAAAGAAUUUAGGUCUAAGUGACAUGAAGACACAAUACUGUUUUGUAAUAGUGAUUAAAUUUUUUUUGCUGGCUAAAAUAACUUUGCAUCUUGCAGAAAGGGGAAAUUAAAAGGGGGGAAAAAACAAAAAAACCCAUGAUUUUUGCCUUUCCAGGAAAACUCAUCUUGCGUAUGUUACUGAGGACUUAUUUCUAUAACUUUCCUUUUUAGUCUCUGAGAUAAAGUAAUUUUUCUUUCUUGUUGGAUACCAUUGCAAAACUUAUCUUGUGUUAAGGACAGGACUUUCAGAAGAAACUGAAUUUUCACUGAGGUGCUAACUUGAUAAGUUAAACCAACUGUUCUGCCUAAAUAUUCAUGUUGACAUAAGAAUCAGUGUCCUUGCAGCAAAAUAGCUAUGAUUAAUGUUGUUGUUAUUGGCUGGAGUAAAAGUUUGAUAUUAAGUUAAGAAUAAGAUAGCAACAAAAAAAAUCUGUUGUCAUCUUUGUAAAAUGAAGUUUGCUUGUCUCUUUAAAGGUGUGCUAAUAAAUUUGGAAGAAGGAAAAAAAAAAAGAGAGAGGAGAGAAGCAGGGAGAAGUAAAGAAGUAACAGGAAAUUUGGCUACUAGUUUCCUAGGUGUAGUUGAUCAUAAAUUUCUGGAGCGUUGACUUGAAUAUGGUAACAAAUGAUGUUACGCAGCUGAAUUUUAGUCUCUGCUGCAAAGACUUGUUGCUGUGCUGAGCUGUGUUGGCCUACUGAAAUCAUUGGGACGCUAUAUAAUGUAAUAUGAGGGCAUAGUAUGGGUGCCAUCCAGCAUUCCUAGGAGAAACUACUGCCUUUACUCAGGUUAUAUACAAAAUGCUAUCUUUAUGAAUCUGGCCUUUCCCUGAAAAAAGUUUGGUUGUUUAGCUUUUUUUUGUUUUAAUGUGUCAAAUUUAUCUGAAAAAUUUGCUGCCUAGUAGUUUUUAUGAAGUGAUGUAAUUUAUUAAAUGGCGAAAGAGAAAAUACUUUCCAACCACACUGCCUUCAGAACAGAUGGAGUUUUGUAGGCACUUCUAAGAUUAAUGUCAUGUGGAGGAGAUAUAUUAUGUUUGACUUUGAAACUUAUGGAGCUUAAUCGUCAAAAUUGCAGGUAGUAAUUAUUUGUGUAUACGGCUUUUUUUAAUCUUUAAUUAUAGGCCACCCAAAUUUAACACUUUUUAUACAAGUCAGAUUGAAAUGUCUUUUUCUCUUAUUUAAAUGAUAAACUGGACUGUAGUUCAGCCAUUUCGGAUAUUGAAUCAAAUGAGUGCUGAAUGAUAAGAUGGUCAAUAAAGGUGCUUUUUGUUCAUGGA
Struthio camelus australis is the source of this 5840-nucleotide messenger RNA. The record is from RefSeq and is a predicted model, not a curated record. Lineage: Eukaryota; Metazoa; Chordata; Aves; Struthioniformes; Struthionidae.